Molecule: messenger RNA, 4223 nt
Organism: Nilaparvata lugens (brown planthopper)
Lineage: Eukaryota; Metazoa; Arthropoda; Insecta; Hemiptera; Delphacidae
Product: transcriptional repressor CTCFL-like
Exons: 11
Coding region: 538-2817 (759 amino acids)
Biological process (GO): regulation of transcription by RNA polymerase II
Cellular component (GO): nucleus
Molecular function (GO): DNA-binding transcription factor activity, RNA polymerase II-specific; RNA polymerase II cis-regulatory region sequence-specific DNA binding
Source: RefSeq, a predicted model, not a curated record
ACUGAAUGACUUUUCAAAAAGAGAAAGAGGGGAAUAUAGAAGAAACAAGUGUAGAAAAAGAAGGAAUCAGAAGAAGCGGAUUGCUGCACAUGUUCCAUCCAAUUCGGGAUGAAAGUGUGAAGACGCACUUGUCACUUUGAGAUGGUUAUCGGUUCGGCAAGGAUAGCUCCAGUUCCAAGUGCUAUAUUAUAGACUAGUUUGUGACUUGUCGUAUAUUUAGUACCGUCCAAUAGUGAGUUAGUUCCACAAUUAGGCAGAAGGUACUUUGUUCAACAGUUCGUCAAAUUUACAGUUUAGCAAAUUGACAGUUCAACAAAUUCUCAGUCAGAUAGUUCAACGAAUUGUCAGUCUAACAGCUCGUUAACUAUCAAAAUUAGCAGCAAAGAACGAGUUUGAUAGAUUCAGUGAUCUGUGAAGUGUUUGAUGCACAUAAAGAACAUCUAUCAUCAUCCACAGGUACGAUUUAUGUUCCGCUAAGCUGAAGCUUAUGAUUAGCAAGAAGGGAACACUUGGGAACAUUCUAAACCAUACAAUAAAAUGAAAAACUUGACAAUCUAUAAUAACAGUACAAAUUUGAGCACAGAAUCCAACGCAGUUCUCAAUUCUCUUGAGAUUCAUUAUUUCGACGAUACAAUUAUCAUGGAGAACGAUUUGAAUGCAAGAUACACGACCAAUGUUCGAAUGUUCGAAGACAAAUACCAACCUUACUACGAAGAAAAUAGACAGUACUUUAUGGAAGAUGAUAGUCAUGACAGAAAUAAUGGUUACAGUUAUCAAUACAAUCGGGAUAGACUGGGAUCAGCCGCUUCAACUAUUGAAGGAUCAGACGAAAUUUUGGAGAAUGACGACCCACAUUUCCAGUCUCAUUCUGGGGUGGAAAAUUACGAGGAGGAAUGCUUUGUGAUUGAUAAUAUUUUCCAAAAUCAAAGCAGCCAGUAUUUGGGUGACGUGGAAGAGGUGGUUGAAUCUGCAGGUGGAGGAGGAUAUGAGAUUGAGAAGAAUUUCAAAACUCUUCAUCUGGAUUUGGAUAGUAUUAGCGUUCCUAUCGCUAGAAUGGAUGGGAAGCAGAUCACGGCAGAGACGAACAAGGAUAACGUUUUCAACAGCUUUGAUGAGACUUCCGAUGGAAAUGUUGCUGAGUUUUCAUUCCCAUGUUCCAACUUUCAGAGAGAUGACGAUAAUCUGUUAACAGUUGCUGUAAAAAGUGAAGAAAGUGAUAAUUAUGUAUUGAAUAGCUACAUGAGAGAGAAUGGUGAUGAAGAUACAAGCUCUCGAUCUAAUUUUGAAAGAAGUGCUGACAACUCAUUAACAAUCGAUUUUAGCAGUGAAGACAGCGGAAAUGUUGUGUUAAACGAAGAUGGAAAAAUAACCGAAGAUGAUUGUACACAGGUUUCCGCCGAUAAUUUUCAUAUAACAAAUAACGAAGAAGAAUAUCUAGAGAAGUGGUUGGUUGAAGAGAAAAGCGGACAAUCCGAUGAUAGUUGUGAUACAGUUUUGACAAUUGACGAUUCGGAGGGAGGUUGCUUUGAAGUGUGCAAUGCGGAACCGGAGAGCGAAAUAACGAGUACGACGAAUGUGGUGGAGGAAGGCCGUGGGAAGAGGAAGAGAAGACCAGAGAGAGAAGAUGAUAACGCUAGACUGCCUUCUUUUGACUCUGUUUUGGGACAGAGAGCCAGAAGGCAAUUGUUCAAUACACUUAUCAGGAAGGAUGCAACGAGUCUUCUCAACAAUCAAAAGCACGAAAACAAGACUAAUGCUGGAGAUUAUGGACAUCUUUUAUCUCAUAGCACUCCAUCGAAAUCAAAAUCGAACCGGAGGAUAUCCAACAAUAGUCGCGAUCUCCCGGAUAACCAGAUGGUUAUCACUCAAUCGGACUGUCCAUCUAUUGAGUACCUGUCAGAAAGAGAUAACCAGAGCACAGGUGUAUUGGAGUGCAGAUGGGAGGAGUGUUGGUCGCUGUACGCGAGUCAAGCGGCGUUGGUCAGGCACAUCGAGAAGACGCACGUUGACGUCAAGCGCAAAGAGGAGGACUUCGCGUGUCUGUGGCAGGCCUGCCCACGUCGCACGCGGCCUUUCAACGCACGCUACAAGCUGCUCAUUCACAUGCGUGUUCACACCGGCGAAAAACCCAACAAAUGUCCCUUCCAGGGUUGUCUGAAGGCGUUUUCCAGGCUAGAGAACUUGAAGAUACACCAGCGAUCUCACACCGGGGAAAGACCCUAUGCCUGUCAGUAUCCGUCUUGCCUCAAGGCUUUCAGUAACAGCUCGGAUAGGGCCAAACACCAACGGACACAUUUCGACACCAAACCAUACGCCUGCCAAGAAUUGGGUUGCACUAAAAGAUACACGGAUCCCAGCUCUCUGAGAAAACACAUAAAAAACCACGGAGACCCAACAACUUCCGGUGGCCGGUCCAAGAAAUUGGUUGCAAGUGAACCAAUCGUCCUACCUUCGGAUUUGAAAGCAAGGAAGCCAAAGCAAACAUCACAUGAAUCAACUUAUGGAACAGAUUCAACCGAAGUACACGGAAUGAUUAAACAAGAGAAUGGGGAUCAAACCGCAGAGAUUACCAGUACAAAUAUGGAAUCAUCUUUUCUGGAUAAUAAUUUGAGUCCCUGCUACUUGAGGAUGUUGGGAGAAGAAAACAUGGAUGCGUUGAACUGGACCGAAGAGUUGACAGGCGAUUUUGAACAAGAACUGUUGAACUUUAUCAGUAACUCUGACGAUUGUUCUUCGUCACCUUUGUUAUCGUUAUCAUCUCUCACUGAUUUUGUCUCUUCAGACGCCAAUGAUAUGAGCUGCUUCUACUACCAAUAAGUCAUCAUAAACAUUUGAAGAAUUUCAUUUCACUGUAUCUAGUAAAUUAAAAUGUCAAGUAUAAUUUUUAAUGGAAUUUUCAUUUCACUGUAUCUCUAGUAAAUCAGUAAAUGCCUAUGGAAUGUGAAUGUCUAUGGACUGUCAAGUAUAAUUUUUGAUAGGAUUUUUAUUUCACUGUAUCUCUAGUAAAUGCCUAUGGGCUGCCAUUAAUAGAGUUACUAUAUUAUGGUUAUUGUAUUUAUGAAUAUAGUUUCGAAUAUGGGGAUUAGUAUUGAUCGUCUUCUUCUUCCUUUAGCACUACAGUCCUAUGUGGACCUUGACUCCCAUGACAAUUCCUUUCCAGCUGUCUCUAUCACCAGCAGCUCUCUUUCAUCCCCUGAUUCCCAACACUCGCAGAUCUCUCUCCAUAACAGCCACCUCCUCCUUGGUCUCCCUCUUCUUCUUGUGCCUUCAAUUCUUUCCUCCAAUAUGGCCUUUACCAUAUGAUCCUCUAUUUAUUAUAAAAAAUAGUAUAACCUAUAUCAUUCAUAUUGUAUUGGUAAUACAAUUUCAGAAUAACUUUCUUGAUUACAUUUGUUUUGAAAUAAUAUUACUCUUAGUAACUAUUUUGUCAACUAGUUAUCUUUGAACUAGAGUAAAAUAUUUUGUUAUCAAUUCAAAUAAUUGUUUGCAAGUUUUUUUUUAAUUUAUGCAAAACAAGUAGUAAAGAGUAGAUUCAUUUUAUAUUUUAAAAGUUUAUUCUGCUAUUAUAAUUGAAUUUUAUUUGCUAAUAAAGCUGUAGAUUUAAUUCGAUUCAUUUUAGUCUUUACUUUUUUGAUGUUUUUAUUGUUUCUUUUGACAAAAAAAUUAUCUGUGAUGUAUAUAAGACAAAAAAUCUUAAUGAUCUCAAAUGUUGUGAAGUUUGUGAAUUAAAGGGACCAAAAUUGAUAGGAGUAUAGAUGUCUUUCAGUACCAUAUUAAGAUUUGUCACUAGAAUCUUUAAGAAGUAGUUUAAGGUUUGAAACUUAUAUUAAUUAAAACAAGGGUUGGAUUGUUUUAAAAUAGUAUUAUCAAAUCCUCCUCCUUAUUAGAGGAGGCUGAGGUAUUGUAUGUAAUGUAUUUAUGAGAAUUUUAUAACUGAAGAUAAGUUUUGAAAAGUUUUUUUAAACUAGUAAGAAAUGUAUUUGUUGUAGAUACAGUUUUAUAGAGAAUACAUAAAUAUUUGUGAAGAAUUGAGUAUUGCGUAAGAGUAUGGAUCAGUGUUUGAUUCAAAUAAGAAUAAUCUUGAGUUUUGCCAUUUCAACAAAAUGUGAAAAUUAAGUUACUUUGUUGAUAUUUUUUUAUUUCAAGGAAGCUUUCUCAAUAAUUAUAGAUUGAUGGUUUUGUUUAUGUAAGAAUAUAUAAAUUGAAAAUGUUUCAAUAUCUGA